Molecule: messenger RNA, 807 nt
Organism: Aspergillus luchuensis
Lineage: Eukaryota; Fungi; Ascomycota; Eurotiomycetes; Eurotiales; Aspergillaceae
Exons: 2
Coding region: 1-807 (268 amino acids)
Biological process (GO): chromatin remodeling
Cellular component (GO): Ino80 complex
Source: RefSeq, a predicted model, not a curated record
AUGCCGGCCGCCAGCUCUGCCAGCUCCACCGCAAACGGUCGCUCCAGCCGAUCUGGACCUUCCAAAAGGAUUGUUGUCCUCAAGCUGUCUACGGAUCUGCUGAGCCAGUUCGUGACACCACCGCCCGAGGGAAAGGACAAGAAGAGCAAACGGGGUAGCGUCAGCAACACCGACUCGCCCGUCAAGAUUCAGGAGCCUUCGUCCCCGGCUUCCUCGUCUGCCGAACUACCUCUCCCUCCUUCGUCCGUGGACAAUGCCUCCGAUGCUGCGUCCACCCCCGCCGCAGGCACCCCGGCUGCAGACACACCUCGCCGCAAGGGCGUUCCGGGCCCUAAGCCGGGCACCAAACGAGGCCUCAACCAGACGGGCGAGACCACUCCGAAGCCGAGAGGCAAGCCCGGUCCCAAGAAGAAGCCCCGACUUGAUGACGGCACUGUCGACACUGCCAAGUUAGUGGCCGCUCACAAGCUCGGUCCCAAGGCCAACUUGGGUGCCAUCAAUGCUGGUCUACGCGCUCUAGAUCGCACCGGGGCCCCAUGCCGUCGCUGGGAGCGUAAGCCUCUUCAGCUCAAGAGCUUCACCGGUAUUCAAUGGAUGCUGCCUUCUUGGCGUACUCCCCGUCCGUUGAAGUCCGAGGAGAACGACGAGGCUCAGGGCAUGGCUCUUGAGACUGGCGACAGCGACAGCAAGGCCAACCAGAGUGCCAGUGGCGUCCCCAGCGAGAAGAGCACUGGUGAUGGUGAACUUACUCCCGCUCCGCCCAACCUGACGGAAGCGUCUUCUCCUGCCAUCGCCAUGACUGCUUGA